Drosophila mauritiana is the source of this 488-nucleotide messenger RNA. RefSeq names its product dynein light chain roadblock-type 1 (gene robl22E). Gene Ontology annotation, cellular component: cytoplasm; centrosome; cytoplasmic dynein complex. Gene Ontology annotation, biological process: microtubule-based movement. The transcript has a single exon. The record is from RefSeq and is a predicted model, not a curated record. Lineage: Eukaryota; Metazoa; Arthropoda; Insecta; Diptera; Drosophilidae. Bases 86 to 379 code for a protein of 97 amino acids. Gene Ontology annotation, molecular function: dynein intermediate chain binding.
AUUUGCAUUUAUGGUAGCAGUAGCAGAACGAACACCUUUGUCAGCAACGAAAUUUCUCUAAUAAAGUAAUCAAAUAGACGCAAGGAUGUCCGCCGAAGUGGAGGAGCUACUGAAGCGCUUUCAGUCCAUGAAGAACGUCACCGGCAUAGUUGUGGUGGACAACGACGGCAUUCCCAUCAAGACGACCCUGGAAUACAACCUGACCCUCCACUACGCGGCACUGAUGCAAACGGUGCGGGAGAAGGCGCGCCAGGUGGUCCUGGAUCUGGACGCCACCAAUGAAUUCACCUUCCUGCGGCUGCGGACUGAGCAGAAUGAGCUGCUGCUGUGCCCGCAGGAGGAUUACUUCAUCAUGGUGAUCCAGAGCCCCUGCGACUAGAGCACAAUAUUCAAGGCCCAAGCUCAUUCGGCUUUGCAAUUAUUCGCAGGCAGAGUGUUCAGUAAAUGUUAUUAAAAUACUCGGCAUAGUCUCGAUUUCGCCCACCAGC